AUGAUUCGGGCGUUCAUUGCUGUUUCUCUUGAAGAAUGGAAAGAAGAACAACAUAUUAUUGAUGCUGCAAGGUUGUCAGAAUCUGGUCUUAAAUAUACAGCCGAUGACAAACAGUUUACAUUUAUAAAAUCUACAUUUUAUAAUAUUAAUAAUCAAGCUGAUUCAGUUCUUUAUGCAAAUAAAUUCAAAGUAACACUUACUGAUUGCUCAAUGUACAAUUGCAUUUCCGGAGUUCAAGGCUUAAUUUACGUCGGAAAUGUUAAUCCCCAGGAAGGUACGAUAGAUCGCUUUGCGCUCGAAGGAUUCUGUUUUAAAAAUUGCUACUCUACUAAAAAGGAUAAUGGAUGUGUACUUCAUAUUGAAAGUGACCCAACUGAUCGUGUCAAGAUUUCCAAAACUGCAAUUUCAGGUGUUAAUGACGGAGCUUUUGGAUUUAACAUAUAA
Trichomonas vaginalis G3 is the source of this 444-nucleotide messenger RNA. RefSeq lists its product as uncharacterized. The record is from RefSeq and is a predicted model, not a curated record. The coding region runs from base 1 to 444 and encodes 147 amino acids. The transcript has a single exon. Lineage: Eukaryota; Parabasalia; Trichomonadida; Trichomonadidae.